GCAUCAAAAUAAUUUGUUCACGACGACAUUGUUGUUCUUUUCCCCGAUACAAUGAAAUGUGACUUUCAUAAAUAAUACUGAUAGUGGAGAACAAUAAGGUGCAAUUCGUAAAACGCAAUUAUAAUGGGUUUUCCGCGUCCGUGUCCCCUGUCCUAUAAAUUAAGAAUUCCAAACCACUACAAAUCAUUCAUUCCCGCAACAAAAAAAUAAUCCCCCAAAUGUGAAAAAUUGUCAGGCUAAACUGUUCUUGUUUACCCCUGUCAAACAAAACACAAAGCGGAAGCCAUCGACUAUUUAAUCACCAAAAUAACCUUUCACCAGCGAUAUGACAAGCAUCAUGAUUCCACCUAUCAUUCUGAUAAUUCUCAUCCCAACUGCUGUGAAUGCGAGCCUAAGCAUUGCAAACUCUGGUGUCAGGAGUAUUGGUAGAUUGGAUGCUGGGAUGAUUUUCUUCGUCGAAUUACUGAAUGAGGGGAAGCCGAAAAUUGUCGUGUCCAGUCGCAUGAUCGGCUGUUGCGAGAUUGUUACUAUUGAGGAUAUUGAGUGCGAGCAUAUUCAGCUGAUCGGUGAAGUGCUUUCAGUGGAGUCUCAAGAGAUGAAGAAUGUGACUCUCAUUUGGCCGACUCUAUAUCUUCACGACAGACGAGGCGAGUGUGCUGUUAGUAUAUCUGUUGAAUGUGAUGGUCAUGAUGUCGAGGAAAUUCGGCGAAAAAUUAAAUUUAAUACCAUGGUGACGGGCAGCAAUGGGAAUAUUCUCGAAGAAUACUAUGAUGCUGUUGAUGUGCGAGAAUGUUCAAGUCCCGAUCAGGAUACAUUGGACACGUGUCAUCCAGUGAACUGUCAAAUAAAGUACAAUGGACAACGAAAUUACUUCAAUGGUCAGUUACAGAGGUGUCAGUCAGUGCCAGUUUGUCUCUCAGAUUCCAGUAAGGAGCUUCCCGAUGUGGUGUAUGACGCUAUUAACAAUACCUGUCGCAAUAUGGAAAUGUCAGUGAGUCAGGAAGAAAUACAGUCGUUAAGCGGAGGUGCGGCAGAAAUAGCCUGGCGAUCAGAAUCAAAACCUAAAGUUAAAAAUGUACUAUGCCAUCAUGGCCAUAACGAUAAGCAAACUGGCCUGUGUCACUGCGAUGAAGGAUGGUCAUCCCAACCCCUCGGCAACCUAGAACCUAUCAAUGAAUACAUACACAUGUGCAAUGUGUUUGUAUUGCCCUUUCCUGGAUUUGGAAAUAGCCCGAUUCAUAUUCUGCUGAUGGUGAUUGCAGCUGUUCUGAUCGUGCUAGUAGUAUUAUUUUAUUGCAUAACCACCCUGUUGAUGGAAGUGUUACCUGAAAAAAUAAAGAUAGAACGAUCGCAGCAGACUAUCGGCUUACCCUGCUUUGAUGGCUCGUCAAAAAGUUUGACAUCUUGCUGCUCUACGAGACCAGUCCCAAGAAAACAAGACAGCAAUACCUCCAAUAUAACAUAUUCAAGACUUUCAAAUCGUUCCUUACAUUCUAUAAGACCAUGAAACCGAGUGAUAAUUAUCUUGCACUUCGGUUGGACGAUAAAUCCACUUGAGACAAGUAAAAAGUUGACUUGCCGAAACCCGGGAUCGAACCGGGGACAUUUAGAUCUUCAGUCUAACGCUCUCCCAGCUGAGCUAUUUCGGCGAAGUUGUAUUUUGUGGCGGACAAUACUAAUUUAAAAUAUGGCAAACUGAACAAAAUCGAUUACUGAAACUGAACUGGUAUUGAACCGGAGACAUUCAGAUCUUCAGUCUAACGCUCUGCUUUUUUUAAAACUAGGUUUUAAUUCAGGAAUUUGGUAAUAUUUACGCUAUAUACACUUCUAAAAACAAGUAUCUAAGAAGUAUUUGUAAAGUAUCAUUUUGAUAUAAACUUUGAUCUUUUUUGCAACUCCCGAAUUAAAAGAAUAUUUUAGUAAUUAUAUGAUUACAUAACACUGUAUGGUACAGUUUAAGUUCACCAGUAUUCCAGCUUUAACCCUUUCGCUACGGACGCAUUCUCCGGCGCGCUUCUCUCGCUGAGUGAGCCGCGGCGCCAAAAGUGUGCAUUUGCGGAACAACUGCAAUCGUAUAGCGAGCGUUAGGGGUUGGGUGACUAUAGUCACCGCUCGUACAUAGCGAGCGUCAAAUGUUGGGUGACUCAAGUCACCGCUCGUGCAUAGCGAGCGUCAGGUGUUGGGUGACUAUAGUCACUGCUCGUAGCGAAAGGGUUAAUUAUUUUUUCUUGUGUCGAAAAGUUUCGCGUUUGCUAUUUGUCCCUAAGAUUACUCCUAUUGGUUUUUUAAGACACUUAAUAUGGUAAAUGAAAAAAAAAAAAAAUUGCCGAAACCCGGGAUUGAACCGGGGACAUUUAGAUCUUCAGUCUAACGCUCUCCCAACUGAGCUAUUUCGGCUAUAGAGAGAAAAACAGAAAAUAGUAUACAAGAGGGAAAGAAACUCUCGUUCACGACGAGCAGCAAUGCAACUUAAUUAAUAUAAAAAUUAUCAACAAUAUGAUAUCGGAAAUAUCUAUGUAGGAUUCAUGACAGUAGUUUUAACAAAAAAAAUAAUACGGUUCAUUCGUGGAAGACAAAGGUAAAUGUCAAAUACAUAAAUAUCCAACUCUCAACCCGGCACUACGAACUCCGGCUAACAACUAACUACCCUAAUCAUUUUCUCGCCCUUAAAUGCUAAAAGUGUCCUCUGUCAUUGUCGUUUUCUCAUUCACGUCGACACUCGUUCCUUCUCAUUUUACUUUCCAGUCAAUCUUUUUCACUCUACUAUUCACUCACGAAACUACACUCAUCAGGCCCAAACUUCACUUCAUUAUUUUAUAGUCAGACCCCCGAGUAUUUCCCUGCUGGUCCUAUCGCGACUAUAGAACUCGGGCCCGCACAGUCUUUUCAUGGCUUAAAAUCCUCAGAUUUCCCAAAAUAUUUCAUCAGGCCUCUUCUUCUUCAACAGGGAUUUUUCCCCUAACACUUAUUCACUUAAAAUAUGUAUCCCACAUCCCUAACGGUGGAGAAAUACGUUCUAAUGUCGCUAGCAUCGACCCAAGAGUGUGGAGCAACCUGGAACUUCUCCGCGAAAAACUCCGCGAAAACUUCUCCGCGAAAAACUUCUCCGAGAAUCCGAGAGUUGCGAUUUCGAAGGGAGACCCUUAAGUCCAGAAGUUCGGCGAGAACAGACUGUUGGAAUAUCGGGAGCAAAAUAAUGGAAGAACGCAAUUGAAUUUUAAUAGUCAACUUUAAUAUAAAUUGUACGAACUCUAGUUGUCAAGAGGACACUGCACACUGUAUGGAUUCUUAGAAGAGACUAAAAACUAAACUAACCAUCAGGCCCCGAUUCACCUCUACUUGUAGAAGGCAAUAAACCUUGCACCCCCUGAAUCUCCAUUAAGGGAUUCCACUUUGACCAGGUCUGGUCACCAUAUGGUUUUUGGGAAAAUCCCCUUUUGCAAAGUGCAGCAAUAAAAAUUCCAAACUAAAAGGCUCUGACGGUAAUUAAAUAAUAAAUAUAAAAACUCUGGGACGAGUGAAUUUUGUAUCUGGGAAAACCCCAAAAUUCAACACAGACAAAUUCAGGAAUUUGAGUUUAAAAACCUGAUUUAAUUCCUGAGGACUUCAGUUUAAAAAUGGUCAGAUCUCGCCACUCUCCCCCACCAGGAAUCGAACCUGGAACCCAGCCUUACGGCGUCGGGCUAUCAGUGUCCCAGAGCUUUAAUGUUUGUCUUCAUCAGCAGAUAACAAAUUGGCGGAAGAAUCCGAUUACAGUAUAUGUAAAGAGUAGAGAGAAGAGGUGAGGGCAAAACGACGAAUGUAUUGCGUCGUUUAUUUCAAACUUCCUGCUAGUACCUGGUUGGCUGGGAGCUUUCGCAUCCACCCGGGUUUGAAACUGCAAUUAAAGUAAUUGGCCUCAUUGUGUUGUCCGGAGCGAAAGCUAGUGAAUGGGCACUGUCAGCCAGCCUCAGCCCGAAACAGAAAUGUGCACCUAUCUUAUGGUCCGCAGAACAGUGCUUCUCACAACAAACAUUCUUCUCUUUUUUUUUCUUUACAUUUUUUUAGAAUUAAAUCCUUUAGGCGCUGCCCUGUCCUGGACGCUCCGUCAUUUCGUCCGUGGGAGAUAUCGGGAAGAACUGUUAAUUUGAUGUUUCCUGGACGAGAAGUUCCUUAUAAAUAUCCUCCUACAGGAGCUUUAAUCAAUAUCACUCAAAAAUUGAGGUUGAAGUUAUGAGCAACUUCACCCCCGAAGUGUCUGAAGGGGGUGCAAUGAAGAAUCUGUAAAUGGUUGACAGUGAUAUUAGAAUUAAACGUCCCGAAUGUACAGGUCAUUAGUGAUAUUUUUGGUAAAGAGAUUUGAAAUAUAUUUUCAUUUUUGAAAGGUCGAGAUAACGCAACUUUUCGCGAAAUCCGUAAUUCUAAUCUUACGUUGUGACGUAGAUUUGUUUUUAUCGCAUCUCACUGGAAG
This is a messenger RNA of Diachasmimorpha longicaudata, 4450 nucleotides long. RefSeq lists its product as uncharacterized. The record is from RefSeq and is a predicted model, not a curated record. NCBI's taxonomy places the organism in Eukaryota, Metazoa, Arthropoda, Insecta, Hymenoptera, Braconidae. The coding region runs from base 326 to 1507 and encodes 393 amino acids. The transcript has 9 exons.